Messenger RNA from Sander lucioperca (pikeperch), 3192 nucleotides. RefSeq names its product F-box and WD repeat domain containing 10 (gene fbxw10). The transcript has 12 exons. Lineage: Eukaryota; Metazoa; Chordata; Actinopteri; Perciformes; Percidae. The coding region runs from base 95 to 2929 and encodes 944 amino acids. The record is from RefSeq and is a predicted model, not a curated record. Gene Ontology annotation, molecular function: protein binding.
UUUGUCGAGGUUUUUAUACGAAAAAAAAACAACAACUGUUGCCUGGCAACGACGUAGCCAACAGAGAGCACCACAAACUAUUUUCAGCGUCGAAAUGAAGUCCGUUAAAUUUGGUAGAAGUGUGUCGGCGUGCGAGCUGGACUGUAAAACGGCGGAGGGAUGUCUCUACAUGUGCGGGAUGUGUCCAUCUUGCGCUUUUGCCCCCAAAUCACCGGCUUCCUCGCGGUGUUUGUGGAAGGUGUCGGAUGAAUUCAAGAGGAGGUUCAUGGUGGAGCUGCUUUUACGUUGCAAACACAUCCAAGUGCUCGAAAGCAUCCAGAGUGUGCUGGGUGUAACUUCUUGGACUUUAUUAACUUACGCCAGGGCAAGGAGUCCAACUUCACCUCAGGAUUACCCGUGCCGCGGUACAGGGCGACCGCAGGAUGGGAAGCCACUGGGCAUGGACAUGAAUGAGAUCUGGGACUGGUUCAACAGCAGCCCUGACUGGAUGAAGUCAUGUUACCUCUGCCGUCUUUUCUCACUCUGUGACUCGGAACUGUUACGCAUGGUGGCUAAUUUAACCAGCGUGCUUCUGGUCAGACAAAAACGAGGUUUUCUGCAUUUUAAUGUGAGUAGUCGCAGUACCAGUCGGUGUGAUCGGGUCAGCGAUGAGGACCCGGCUCUUAUGGUGGUGCCUGGAUCCUCAAAGUCCGUGUCUGGAGUCAGCCGGUACCUAGACUUCAUAGGCUGCCUACCAGUUGAUCUGUCAAAGAGGAUACUAGGUCUGUUAGAUGAGCCCACUUUGAGACGCUGCCAGAAGGUUUGUCGAUACUGGCGGCAACUAGCACAGGAAACAGUGGAGGAAAUCAAGUUCAGAAGUCUUUUUCAGGAUCAAAUUCAGGCAAUGAUGAAGAGGUCCAAAGGUAAUAAUAUAGUCAGUUCUACUUACGCCAACAUCGUUGAAGUCCCCGUACCCGUCAAGGAUGAUGAGACAGGGGAUAUUCAUCCUAGUGUCCAAAAGGUCAAGCCAUUUGAAGGAGCUUAUGCCAAAAUCAUAACCAAGACGGUGCAAAUGGAAGAGCGCAAUGUUUAUUGUGGUGCACAUUUUACCACGGUGCUGCUGGACAAAGAGGACCCACAGCGGGUAAUGGACUACAGAGGUGGAUUGUUUAUGGCGACGGGCUCCAAGGACCGCGUGGCGCGUCUGCUUUAUGUGGAGUCGGAAACAAAGGUCGUGUCAGUGAUGAAGGGCCAUGUUGGCAGCAUCCGGGCAGUGCUGCUAUGCGAGGACAGAGACCUGCUGAUAACGGCGAGCUGCGAUGCGAGUAUCAGGUGUUGGAGUUUGAAGAAUGACAAGUGUUUGAUGAUGCUGUACGGUCACACUGGCACCGUCAACUGCCUGGAUGUCCACGAUGACAGACUUGUGUCAGGAGCCAAAGACUGUAUAGUAAAAGUGUGGAGUCUACACACAGGGAAGCAUUUUGAGGAUUUUCAUUUCAAGCACCCCAGUCCUGUCCAGUGUGUGAGGAUCAAGACAAGAACAGUCUACAGCAGCUGUGAUCGGGGCCUUGUCAAAAUAUGGGACAUGGAGAAUGCAUCGUUGCUCAGGGUGAUUGAUGCCCACAGGAGCUCAGUGAAGUGCCUGUUCGUCGACGAAUGGCACUUUUUAUCGGGGGACUGCAGCGGUCAGGUCAUGGCCUGGAGCAUCAACUGUGGUGCUAAAGAGCGCCUCAUGACCUUUAGCCACCCAAAGGAGGUCAAAUCUCUGACUCUCAUCUACCUCCGUGUCAUUACCGGCUGUGUGGACGGAAAGAUUCGCAUAUUUAAUUUCCUCACCGGAGAUUGUCUGAGACACAUCACGGCAGAGGCUGAAACAGGACGAAUACUGUCCCUGCACUUCCAUGACAACCGUAUAUUAGUGAACACAACAUCCAGUGUGAAGCGCUACCAGUUUGCCAAAGUGUUCUGGGAUUACACAGAGAGAGGCCAAGGUGAUGUGGUGGCUCAGGAUGGUUUGGUUUCUGAGAAAUCUGCAGCUUCGCUCAGAAAGCUUCCCUUCACCUCUGUCAGGGACGAUCACUCAGCACAGGUGACUUCGCCCCGCCAAAAGAUGCAUGACUGUAACAACAGGAAACCAGAGAGAGCUGAGCUGCAUUACCACACCUGCUUCCUGCCUAGCGCCACUAAAUGUCAAGCACAUGCCAGAGAGCGCUGUGUGACUGCUAAACAGUCAGUGAUGCUGAGUGAGAAGGCAACGAGUGAACGGAUCAAGAGGAGGGGGCUUCAUCAUCCUCUGACACGCGACUCCAUCCUCCUCAGGGUCAAUGCCAUCCAGAAGGCGCAGUGCACGGAUGAAGUCAGCAUCAACAUGGAGUGGAACGCCAGGCUGCGAGAUUCCUGGGGCCCUCACACGUCUCAGGAUCCUCUGCACUGUGACCUGAAACAGAGCCUGCAGAGUCAGAUGUGGCACACACACGAUGUUCAUCCCAGGAGGGCCAAGACCUGUCUUCCAAUUUUAAAGAGAGCUGUCAGUCAAAACAUGGCAAACACAAUCAAAGGCAGCAAUGUCUCCACUGGCCCUUACACUCAGAGGAGAAACCAUCCCUGUUCAUUUUCUAAAAAAGAACAGCCUCACAGUGCUGACACACAUAGGGCAAUCAAGAGAGUGAGUGGAUUUACUACAAGUGCCACAGAGGGGCCACAGGCUCCUGAGUGCAUGCUCAUGAGUUCGCUACCUAAUCCGGAGCGCUCCAUGAAAACUAGCAGCCACUUGCCCAGGAUCAGCCCUGUGUCUGUGAAAGGUCCAUUCAGAGAGCAGGGAGGAUUCAGGCUGCUCACAGUGAACCAGCUGGAAGAUUGUUGGGCCGAGAAGGAUCUCAUGCACAACUGUGAGCAAAAACUGUCCAACAGGAAUGAGAAGCCAGAGAAAACACUGAAGAAAGUCACAUAAUUUGUUCUUUUUUAUGAUAUAAUUUGUGAGCAGAACUCUAUCUCCACUGCACAGUGGCUCUUCUUAACAUCUUUGUUUGUCCAAGGCACCAUAUCUUUUAAAUGUGAGGUUUCAUUAAAACUCCACUAGGGGUCAGUAUUGUAUCAUCUGACUCGGCUGGACGAGGACCCAGGGUUAUUAUUAUACAGUCGUUUUGCAGUAUGCUUUAGAUUUUAUUUUAUUUAGAAUCUGUUCAUUUGUGACUUGAUUUUUUUUUUUUUUAU